Messenger RNA from Alternaria metachromatica, 1434 nucleotides. RefSeq lists its product as uncharacterized. Lineage: Eukaryota; Fungi; Ascomycota; Dothideomycetes; Pleosporales; Pleosporaceae. The transcript has a single exon. The record is from RefSeq and is a predicted model, not a curated record. The coding region runs from base 1 to 1434 and encodes 477 amino acids.
AUGAGUGUCAGCAUCAACUUCUCGCCCAGUGCAUGGCAAGACCCACCCUCCGUUCAUCAUCCAUUCCUCACUCAAAUCCGCGAAGCUGCGUCGAAGUACCGCCUGCAGUCCGCCAGUCACUUCAACAUACCGAUCGACGUAUGUCAGGCCGCUCACGCCUCGAACCCAGACCUACUCGCCGACAUCGACACGGACUUUAUGCUCUAUGUUGGCUUCCACAACUUCGGAACUAAUCCCAUCUUCGCCGUCUGCCGUCCGAAAAUCGCGAGGCGUGGACGCGACAAGGGCAAGUUCAUCAGAGGAGCGGUACAAGUGUGGUUGAGGAACAAGUUUGUACCGCUGUUACGGUUCUUCGAGGCUGAAUUCCCGCCGUUGGAUGGGCCUGUGGCCGACGAGAUCAUGUACCAGUGGUGGAAUGCCAACGGACGUACCUUCAACUGGACUGGCUUGCCCACCGAGGUUAAAGAGCGAAUACUCAUGUUCUGCAUGCAUCGUUCCCCGCCACUACCCAUUCAGAAGAAAUCUCGAGGCCGCGUCCGCCAGGUUAGUAAAGGCGCACCCGAAGUCGUCGGACAGCUUGGCAAGUGGGCUUCCCUCCUCACCGUCUCACAUCAAGUCCGCACUAUCAGCCUCCGCCUGUGCUUCGCGGGCAGCAGCGACCUCGAGUUCGGAAACGGACUGUGCAUCGUGGCCGAGAGCCUGUAUAGCUUCAAGCGCAGCAUUCGGAGAUUGGCGAAGCAUCGACAAUUGACCGAAGGAGACAGUAUUCCGACCGACGACAAGAGCAGGGAGCUGGAAAUUCUAUACAAUGCGUUCCCACAGAUCUAUCCACACUUGGACCGAUUCGCCACCUUCAACCAUGGUAUCCGAAAGAUCUACCUCCAACUAUCUUUCAUCGACGGCUUGAAUUUCUUCAAGGUGACCGCUGGCUCUUUCGCACAGCACCCGAAGCCUCGUCUACCCAAUUAUGAAGUCUUUGAGACGCUCCCACACCUGAACGAGCUAAUCUUCAAGCUACCAGACGCCACUGGAUACCUCGAGGAUGACUUCAGAAACCAGCGAGUCAGCAUUUUCUACGGCGAGCCCUUCAAUUGUCCUCGCACCCUACAUCGACUCAUCUACGAGAGCGCCGCCAAGGUUCUAGCCCCGUACAAGGCCGUCAAGUUUCAUGGCUUCAUGGACGAGGACGAGGAGGACAGGUUCCUGAGUCUUCGCAAUGUCGCAAAGAAUGAGUUGAUUAUUACUACAGAGGAGCUCAAGGAGCUAUACAAAGAUGAAGCUGGCGGUAUAGAGUUGGGGGAAAAUGUUAUUCCUGGUGUUGAGAAGGAACACGUGUAUGAGGAGGAGCGGGAGAUCAUUCCCGAUGAUUUCUGGCCGCCCAAAUGUCGGUGCGAGAUCUUGUGUCGGGAGGUUCUCCACCCAAACUCUAACUGA